Neoarius graeffei (lesser salmon catfish) is the source of this 615-nucleotide messenger RNA. RefSeq lists its product as uncharacterized. The coding region runs from base 1 to 615 and encodes 204 amino acids. NCBI's taxonomy places the organism in Eukaryota, Metazoa, Chordata, Actinopteri, Siluriformes, Ariidae. The transcript is spliced from 5 exons. The record is from RefSeq and is a predicted model, not a curated record.
AUGACUAUGCAGGAUCUACUUGUGUGCUGUGGAGCUGCAGAAGGUUUCAUCGAGAAGUCGGUGAAUUUGGGACAAAAUGUGACUCUAAAGUGUGAGGUGUCUGUAAGAGAUGUGUUCUGGUACCUGAUGAAGCCGUCAGAACCUCCAGUUUAUAUAUUACGCUCUUACUCAAGGCUGUCCCUGAGGGCAGACUACAGUAACACAACCUUCAGCAAGACUUUCUCACUGCAAUAUAACAGCAGUUUAUUUAUUCACAAUAUCAGUACUAAUGAAUUAGGAGUGUAUUAUUGUAUUCAGACUGGGUCACCUCCCAACAUCAGCAGUGGAAUCAGACUUUACAUCCAGAGUCACUCAGCUGAGAAUCAGACUCAGACAGUUGAUGAAGAUGAAAGGAUAAGACUCUGGAGAAAUCUCUUCAUCAUGUCGGGAAUGAUGAACUGUGUUGCAGUCGUUGCAGUAACAGCCUUGAUUGUAAGCUGCUGUGGACAAACCAGAUCUCCCAAAUGUGACGUGAAGCUUCAGGAAGUCAGUGGAUUGCAGAGUUGGUUUCCAAAAGGGCUUCAUGAAAGCAGCUACACUGUGGUGGAGUUUGUUCCGUUUUACCCUGAGAUGUGA